AAAUGGGGUAAAAUGAAAUUUUGGGCGGUAAAAAUGAAACUUUUGUGAGUAAAAAGUAUAUAUUGAAGUGAAACUUCUUAACAAUCGUUGUGAUUUCAAACUCGAUGAAACGAAAUGAAACGAAACGAAAAAAUUUUUUUUUUUCAAAAUUAUCAUGGGGGCUUUAUUAUGAAAGACGCUAAAAAGAAGCGAUUUCGUUUUUUUUUGUUCUUCGCCAUGGGGUAAUAUCAACUUACACAAAAAUAUAUUGGGGUAAUAAUUAAAAAAGUUCCCCGACCGCUGUCAGGGCCGGUAACUACUGCACCAUCAAGUCGUCAUGAAUGAAAAUACUAAAACAUCUUAAAUUACAGCUAAACGAGUUUCGUUAUAAAGGUAGGUCUUUUUAAUUUUAACUUCGGAUUCAUGAGGUCAAAAUAAAAACGAGCGCUAGGUGGCGCGGCUGGCGCUAUCUUUCGAAGUCAGCCGCCCCAGACCACGCAUAGAAAACAAAACUUUCGUUUCGUUCAUGUUUAUAUUAAAGUUCACUCGGAUAGAACCUCUAUUGAGUUACCCGAAAGUGAGUUACAUACCCGUCGUUGAUGUUGACACUGUCUCUUCUCAUUUCGGAUCCUCCCACCACUAUCGGUCCUUUUAGAUUCCGUAAUGACAAGUCACCGUUCUCGUCGAACCCGUCACUUGCGACGAAAGGCUUGGCGAUCAAAUUAACCCUCAGACACAGCCCAUUGAGAUUCUCGCCGGAUCUUCUCAGUGGGUCGCGUUUCCGAUCCGGUGGUAGAUUCAGCGAUGCAUUGUUCUUGCUAGGGCUAGUGUUAGCAACUUCCUCAGGUUAGCAUAACCUGGCAUAACCCCCUAGGCUACCAGCUUAGGUAGGAAAAAAGUCCCUUUCUAGCUCAAAAACUCGAAAUAUCCUAUACUAGUACUUACUACUGCUGUAAACAGUUUCGCAGAAAUAUGAUUUUCAUAAUAAAGAGUGAAAAUAAAGUUUAUUUUGUAAACCCGAACGGGAAAGCCGCAAAGCUCCAUUUUCUCGAUUUUUUUUCAGAGUGCUAGCCCCACGUUUUCAAUAGGUACAUCAUACUUUCUUUGUAAAGUGUCAACUUUUGCGAAGGAGUAAAUACAGACAGAUCGCGACGCGAAUCGUGACCGACUGGAUUUGUGAUCAGACCGUCGUAAUACCUACGCUUCGUUUUAUUUUCUAAACGAUGACGUUGAAUACUUUAUUAUUAACAUUUCUUUCAGCAAUAUUUAUUGCAAAAUAUGAAUGCAAGAGUUAUUGUGUUGCUGAUAUUUGUAAUAACAGUAAACAACAUACGUUAUGCAAAUUCCAGUCCGAAACUCCGGCAGACCAUUGUAUACAAUUAGAAAUAACAAUUAAAAAUGCCGAAGACGUAAAAGCUAUUUUGGACAAAAUAAAUAGUCGGCGUAACAAAGUAGCCGCCGGGGAAAUAAGAUCCCUGCCACCUGCCUCCAAUAUGCUAAAAUUGGAAUGGAACGAUGAAUUGCAAAAAUCUGCUCAACGAUGGGCGAACCAGUGUGUAAAACAUAGAGCGCCCGAUAUCAAAGAUGUUUGUCGCGAUUUAGGGUCCGUUUCUGUGGGACAAAAUAUCGCAACCAUACACGGAGACGCCCCAGGAUUGACUCCGCUGUCCCUGGUCGACGUUUGGUACAUGGAACUACUGCACGUCAAUGUCUCGAUUUUAGGAAAAUUUACGCCUUCAUCUGAGACCGGCCAUUCGCAUUACAAUUACUUCACACAGUUAGUUUGGGCGGACUCCAGACAGGUUGGAUGCGGUGCUGUAACUUUCAAAGAACGCUACGAAGACUCCGGCGGACAAAAAAACAGGACCAUUUAUAGGUUGGUGUGCAAUUUCGCUCCCGGUGGAAAUUCAAAGGAUAAGCCUGUGUAUCUAAGCGGAAUGCCAUGCUCCCGCUGCCCAAAGGGACAGCUUUGCGAUCCUGACUAUAGAGCACUAUGUGGUUUAAAUCGAAAUCAAGCUUUGCACUUUAAUAAUGCCACGAGUUCUACAAAAAGAAUUAUAAGUGGUCCAAGUACAGCUCUAGGCAGAGACAUAGAUCAUAAUAAACCUGAAUAUACCAUGAAUUUCAAUCCGAAUAUAAGCGAAGACAACUACAAAAUAAAAUCUCAAAAACCUGUAACAUACAUACCGGAUAUAGAAGAUGAAUUUAAUAUACCAUUUAAUUACUUCUCUCAUUUACGAAAUUUCACAAGACAAGCAGUUAGUGAAAUAACUACAAAUUCUAAUACUUGCAAAGACUCGUUGGCCGUGGAUGAUUUUAUAGAGUUGUUGAAAAAAAAAUUAAGUGAAGACCCCAUGUUCAAAGAAAUACUAACAACAAGGUCGCCUUAUAAUGAUGGCUAUACUGAUCCGAGUGUGGUAGCAUUUGUGAGUAAGAUCUAUAGCAAGAAAAUGCUCACAACAACUUCUAAAUCAACUGAACAAGAUUUAGUUAAUUCUACUCUUCUAACAGAUUUGGUUAAAGCUGUUAUUUUCAGAGGUUCGAGUAAUUCUCACGUAACCGAAGAAGUUACAGAAAGCACGUAUAGUGUAAACGGUAUUAAUCCGAUAAGAAUACAAGCAGAGCUAUCAGAAAUUAAACCAAAUACAGAGUUUACAGGACAUUUCUUUUAUCCCGAAGAUGUUGACAAUGGAGAUGAAAUUGAGAACAGCACUGAACUCUAUUACGAUACAACUAAUUUAGCUGUAUCAGAUAUUGUGCAGGAAAUAGAAGAAAUAAGGAAGUCCACAACUGUCAAGGACUUUUUAGGAGAAAUCUUAGAUUCCGAUGAAGUCACUGAAGAUGCAAAUGCUUUUGGUGUCAUCAUGGCAAAUGAAACUCCAACUGAACAUAAAGUCUUGAAAAAGUUUAUUGACGUAACAAAUUGAUUUAAAAACUUGUACAAAAUGUAACCUAUCUUUUUUACGUUUCCAGUUUGUAAAUGUGUUUAUCUAUAUAAAAAUACAUUGAGUCAAAAUUUACAAUAAA
Messenger RNA from Bombyx mori (domestic silkworm), 3006 nucleotides. RefSeq lists its product as uncharacterized. NCBI's taxonomy places the organism in Eukaryota, Metazoa, Arthropoda, Insecta, Lepidoptera, Bombycidae. Bases 1203 to 2906 code for a protein of 567 amino acids. The record is from RefSeq and is a predicted model, not a curated record. The transcript is spliced from 8 exons.